This is a messenger RNA of Rhincodon typus (whale shark), 3280 nucleotides long. RefSeq names its product Ras-related associated with diabetes (gene rrad). Gene Ontology annotation, cellular component: plasma membrane. Gene Ontology annotation, molecular function: GTP binding; calcium channel regulator activity; GTPase activity. The record is from RefSeq and is a predicted model, not a curated record. Bases 655 to 1599 code for a protein of 314 amino acids. NCBI's taxonomy places the organism in Eukaryota, Metazoa, Chordata, Chondrichthyes, Orectolobiformes, Rhincodontidae. The transcript is spliced from 6 exons. Gene Ontology annotation, biological process: negative regulation of high voltage-gated calcium channel activity.
GCUCCCAGCUCCUAUGAUGCUGCUUGGCCUGCUGUGUUCAUCCAGCCCUGCACCUUGUUGUCUCAGUGGACAAUGGGACGGGGGUUUCAUGUCUCCAUGGUAACGGGAGGGAGCCCGUUCGGCCCAUCGUGUCGCUGCCAGUUCAACCCCAGUGUCCAGCUCCUGGGCUCCGGAGGUUAUAGUGUUUAUCGAAGUCGGUUUUAAACACGCUUAGAGUUUCUGUCUGUCUUUUCAGGCAGUCAGUUCCAAUCCUCUACCAUGGAACACAGGGCUAGGCCAUUCGGCCCCUCCAACCUACACUGACAUGUUAUAAAUAACUCCAUUUUUCUGUGUCCCCCACCCCCUUACCCUUGAAUCGUCAUUAUUGGAGGUCCCUUACAGAUGAGGAUGAUGCUUGUCCACUCUCAGAGUGAGUCCAUAGGCGGUGCAUUGACCCCUCCCUUGAUCGGCUACGAUGGGCUGCAUGCAUCGUCCGAAUGACUGACCUGAGACUCCGCAGGCAAGUGCUGUAUUCCCAGGUGGACAGGUACUUCAGUGAUACACUCAAGGCCUCACUGGCAAAGUGCGACAUUCCUACAGGCACCCACUGGCCCAAAGUGAAGGAGGGGCAUCCGGGAAGGCGUCAAGCACCUCGAGACUUGCCAUCAGGAAAAAAUGGAAGCCAGAUGCUGCCGAAUCUGGGAUAGGGCAAUGACUCUGAACAAGACGGACAAGAGCCGGGCAUUGGAGAGGAGACGGGGCAGUACCCCACUGCAUGCCCACCGCCGGAGUAUGCCAGUGGAUGAGCGGGAGCUGUGCGCCUCCUUGCAGGGGGGGACCCUGACUAACCUGGUCCGCUGCACCUCCUUCAACCCGGGCCUGCCCCCUCAGCGGGACAGGCCAGCAUCUGGCUCCUCCGAGUCCCUCAGCUCCAGCGGCAGUGACUCAGACAGCAAUCUGUACAAGGUGGUCCUGCUGGGCGAACACCGAGUGGGCAAGAGCAGUCUGGCACGGAUAUUCGGCGGGCUGGAGGAAAGCGAGGUCCAUGAGACUGAAGGAAGAGGAGACACGUUCGACAGAUCGAUUAUGGUGGAUGGCGAAGAAGCAAAUCUUUUGUUGUUUGAUAUCUGGGAGCAGGAUGACACCAACUGGGUCCGUGAGCAGUGUAUGAAGCUUGGAGAUGCCUAUAUCAUUGUAUAUUCGGUGACAGACCGAGCCAGCUUCGAGAAGGCCUCAGAGCUGAGGAUCCAGCUGAGGAGGGUGAGACAGGCAGAGGACAUUCCCAUUAUCCUGGUUGGGAACAAAAGUGACUUGGUUCGAUCCAGAGAGGUGUCUGUGGAAGAGGGGAGAUCCUGUGCUGUGGUUUUCAACUGCAAGUUCAUCGAGACCUCAGCUGCUCUCCAACACAACGUCCGGGAUCUCUUUGAGGGUAUCAUCCGGCAGAUCAGGCUGCGGAGGGACAGCAAGGAGGCCAACGAGAGGCGGCUGGCAGAUGCCAAGAGGCGGGAGAGCAUCGGGCAGAGGGCCAAACGUUUCCUCAGCCGCAUUGCGGCCAGGAACAACAAGAAGAUGGCCUUCAAACAGAAGUCCAAGUCCUGCCAUGAUCUCUCCGUCCUCUGAGAGAGAUUGACGAAACGCGGGUGUCACUUUGGCUGCUGUGCAACCAUUAUGAAAUGUGUGUGUGUGUGUGUGUCCUUUAUGUGGCUGUUGGAAGGUAGAAGUUACUGCUUGGAGAAUGCACAUUAUCUGGAACUAUACAAAAGGAAUUUGAGAUCUCGCUGAUGAACACAGUGAUGCAUUUUUUGCAAGUUGCCUGUGCUGCAGCUGAUGGCCUCCUGACUGGCACGGUGAAACUGACAGUGCAUCAGCCCCCAAACGUGGAUCACAUCCUUAGAUUGUGGAACCAAGUGACUAACAAUCUCUCCACCAAGAAGACAAGAGGCCUCCUGCCUCUCUCACUUCAAACUCUUUUUACCUGCCUUCUGACAUACCGUACCGUUUUCGUUCAUCAAGCUCCUUCCCAAUAUCAACAGGCUACCAUUCUGACACUGACCGAUAGAGAGAGAGCUGAUGGAGAUGGUUGCGGAAGGACAGCUGAGAGCUUUCGGGAAGAAUUGGAACCCCGAGGCUGGGGAGAUGGUACAAUUGUUAUUUUGGAAGGAGGUGAUUUCUCGGAAGCUGCCCUUAUGAUUCCCUUGAAAGAGGGUCUGCCUCAGUACUCUAUCUGUUACCACCAGGACUUGGGGUGGUGGCUGGAAAAUGUUCUUUAGUCAAUUUGUUUGGGCAAAUGUCUGUGACAGGGGUGGGGGGGGCGGAUCUUGAAGCCAGCCUUACUGGUCUAUAGAUAGGGACACUGCCACCACCACAGGACCGUCUCCUUUUAAAGGAGAAAGUAGCUGUAAUGUUGGCUGCUCUGGGCAAUCCAUAUUCCAUUUAAUUAAUAAGGCUUUCUCUCUGUACAUAGGAUCAGACAAUAAUCACUGAAUCAGACCUUGAAUACAGUGGUGGACUCAUGAAGAAUUAGUCUUUUGGUGUCUAAUACAGCUCUGAGGUUGUGUAUAAUGGAAUCAUACAUCUCAGGAGAAGGCCAUUUAUUCCAUCAUAACUGUGCUAGCUCUUUGAGAAGUUUAUCCAAUUAAUCCCACUCGCAUAGUUUUUCCCCGUAGCCCUCAAAGACUCAAGAGAAUUGGGAAAGAAUUGCUGGUCCAAGUGGAUGCAGGUCAAUCUGAGCUGCCUGUGUUAAGAAGUUGACAGUCAUGCUGUUUGAGGGCUGCAGUUUCAGAUUCUGAUACAGCCAGGGUAGAUUCUCAACGUAUUGUCGGUGCUGGUGGUGGAUCAUUGUAAAUCGGUCAACAUCAGUAACUCAAGGAAUGGGGCAAGGAGAAAUUUCACUUUAUUUAAAAGAAGCAGUUAAGUCUCAUUUCUGAUUUAUAAAGCAGAGCAAUGGUAUAAACAGCAGUAAAACUUUGAAAAGCACCAGGAGUUUUAUUGGUGAGAGGUUUUUUUUUGAGCUGACUGUUAAACUGAGUGAAAGGGAAUGAAAGAAUGUUCAGGUGUCUCUGGGGAUGUGUGAAGUGAGCAGGCUCAUACAGAAACAUCAUGUGGAGUAGUCAAGCUGUAUCACAAGUUCAGGAGCAGCUGCUGUGAAACUAAAAUUAAAAAAGCAAUAAUCCAUCAUCACUGUGGUUCCAUUCUUGUUGCAUCAGAUUCCUUUGCACUUCUGUUUAAUAUUAUUCAAAUCAUUUCUUAACUGUUUACAUAUUGAUUUUUGUAUUUAAAAUAAAAUUUAUUCAGCCUUGCA